This is a messenger RNA of Petromyzon marinus (sea lamprey), 2443 nucleotides long. Its product is annotated as basal cell adhesion molecule-like. Gene Ontology annotation, molecular function: cell adhesion molecule binding. The record is from RefSeq and is a predicted model, not a curated record. Lineage: Eukaryota; Metazoa; Chordata; Hyperoartia; Petromyzontiformes; Petromyzontidae. Gene Ontology annotation, biological process: cell-cell adhesion. Gene Ontology annotation, cellular component: plasma membrane; cell-cell junction.
UCAGGCAUGGCUGCAGUGCGCGCAGUUGCAACGAGGAUCCUAUCGCUGCUCGUUCUGCCACUAUGGGUGCGAGGAGCGGCAGGGAGCCUGCAGCUGGACGUGCCAGCCACCGUGCACGUGGAGCUGGGGCAGACACUGGAGGUGCCGUGCAAGCGGGCCGACGGCAUGGAAGCCGCAUUCGAAUCCGUGCUCGAGUGGUUCUACGUGGACAGUGCCCACGGCCGAGUCCCCAUCCUGUACCGCAGGAACAAUUUCCGGCCCCCCGUGGAUGCGCCCGACUACGCGGAGCGCGCGAGCCUCAAGCCCGGAACGUCGACGCUCGUGGUGGAGGGCGCGGGCCUCCAGGACGAGCGCACCUUCGUCUGCCAAAUCACGGACAGCGCCGGGGAGAGGGGCACAGGCGCCGCCAGUGUCCGAGUCUUCUCACUUGGAGACCUGGAAAUAACUGCCAAUCCCGAACCGAUUGCAUUAAACAACAAGACAGCAUUGCUCGCUACGUGUCGGACCAAGAACAGCUACCCUCAACUGCAAAUCGGCUGGUACAAAAACGGAAUCGAACUCAAGAGCCUCACAGCGAUGAGCAUGAGUCUGCAAGCCAAUGGGCUGUACACGCUGUCCUCCAAGCUGGUGUACGUGGUCACGAGGCCGGACCACGGCGCCACGUACCACUGCGCCGUGUCGUACAGGGCCGACGCAGAGGCAAAGUCCAUCCAGUCGGACGGCGUGAAGAUCAAUCUGCACUACCCACCGGACAGCGUCGUGCUGUCUGUGGCGUUACCGACGGUGGCAAUCAAGGAGAGGGAUGACGUCGUGCUCAAAUGCACUACCGAUGCAAACCCACCGCCCAACUACAGCUUCUACAGGGUAUUCGCGGAUGACAGGGUGGAGGUGCCGGGUGCGGUGCGGGGCGGGCUCCUGGUGCUGCGCGGAGUCUCGGCUGACAUGAACGGACUCUACGUCUGCAGGGCGAACGCCACCGGGAAGUGCACGGGGCACAGUGCCACGUCCUCGCACAUCAACGUCGUCAUCAACUAUAUUGAUCCGCUGAGUCUGGUUCCCUUCGGACCGCUGACCGUGAGGGCUGGGGUCAGGGUGCACGUCACCUGCCAGAGUUCGGGCUCCGGACCCCUCUCGUACCGCUGGAUCAAGGAUGGCACGACGGUGUCAGACUCGACAAAGGUCGUCAUAGAGAGUGCACAGUUCAGCGAUGCUGGCGUCUACACCUGCAAUGCCUGGCUGCUGGCUCACCCGCACAUCACCGCCAGCGAGAGUGUCAGCCUGCUCGUGCAAGGAAAGCCUCACAUCUUGAGUGAUGAGGACGUGUACCUCCAGAAUGAGGGAAGUGCCCUCUCCCUGCUGUGCGAAGCAGUCGGCUUCCCCAAGCCCAACAUCAAGUGGAGCCACGCUGGAAGGCCUAGCAACACCGAGAGCAUAAAAGACAACAAGCUCACAAGCGAACUGAAGCUCAGGGUAACAGAUGACCUGCGGUACGUCACGUGCAACGCAUCAAACCAGUAUGGGGCAGCGGUGAAAGUUUUUCAUUUGCAACGUCCAUCAGCCGCAGAGGAUGCGUAUAUAAUCAUUCUAGCUGUCGCUGCAGCACUACUGAUAAUUGGAUCCGUUGCGUUCGUCAUGUGGCGUAAAAGGAGGCAUCGUUAUAGAAGGCACAAUGGGAUGAAUGGCACCAAUCUCCACACGAUAAUGCUGGGACUCGCAGAGAUGGAUGACGAUGGGCAUGAGGGUGACGAGUGUGACUUUCCCUACCCUGCUAUUAUAGUGUCCUCCCUAUAGCGGAUAAGAGGCGUUUACUGUAAGUAUUACACAUCACCUGCAAUUUAAAAAUCACAUUCUACUGUUAUUGCGGUGAACAAGAGCUACGGUAUAUACAUUCAUCCUUUUAUUUGUGUUUUUUUUGAGACCAGAGUUUUCGCAAGGGUGUCCGAGCGAACGACUUCACUUGAGUCUAAAAACAACACCAGAAGACGCUCGUUGCGCAGAUGCCCGUUGAUUGCCCCCCCCACCCCCCACCGCCUCCCCGAGUCAGGCCACGAGCCCAGAAGUGACAGCACAGCAGCGUGAUGUGAAUCCCCACCCCACCCCAGCACGGUACGCACAGAGCAGAAAUGCCCAAUGCUUAGCACUUGAUGAGGGGGUGUAGAGCUCCCCCCAUCCACACAGCGCUGUCUCAAAGUGUCGGCGAGCCCCUUCGCUUUACCACGCAUAGCCGAGUUUGUGGUCCUCGACUGAGCAGCGCAGGCCACGCCGCUCGCCACCGACCUCGACUUGACCUUUUGUGUUGGCAAACCUCCCGGCGUACGUUCAGAAUGUCAACAAAAAAAGGUGAUUUCCUGCUCGAACGAGCAUUGAAGCGGUGCGCACCUCCUGAUUCUACGGCCCUGAGCCAGCGGUGGAAAUUCCACAUUCCUAAUUUGUGGUGAUGGGG